AUGGAACCUCCAUGGUUCAUGACACUUCAAAACAAAACAGGUUACUCAUUCGAUAAUCUUGGAGAACCAAUCAAGAAUUCAUCAGGAACUCCUGCAACACCCCUUCAUUUUGGUGGAGGGCACGUAAAUCCAAAUGCUGCUGCACACCCUGGCCUAGUAUACGACGCCGACGAGCAAGACUACAUUGGAUAUCUCUGCGAUGAUGCGACGAACUACACGGCAUCUAUCGAGGCACCGGACAGUGUGUCGGUGUCGGUUCAUCCAUCAGUGCUGCGGUUCAAGCACAAGGGCGAGACAAAAGCAUUCCAGGUGAUAUUUAGAGUGGAGGGCGACUCAAACAUUGAUAAUGAUGUUUUCGGGAAGCUGAUAUGGAGCAAUGGAGAGUAUACAGUCGCUAGCCUCAUUGCAGUCCAUCCCAGUAGAUCAGAUAUUCUGAUGGAAUGA
Molecule: messenger RNA, 444 nt
Organism: Selaginella moellendorffii
Lineage: Eukaryota; Viridiplantae; Streptophyta; Lycopodiopsida; Selaginellales; Selaginellaceae
Product: subtilisin-like protease SBT5.3
Exons: 2
Coding region: 1-444 (147 amino acids)
Biological process (GO): proteolysis
Molecular function (GO): serine-type endopeptidase activity
Source: RefSeq, a predicted model, not a curated record